This is a messenger RNA of Momordica charantia (bitter melon), 1612 nucleotides long. Its product is annotated as oxidoreductase, 2OG-Fe(II) oxygenase family protein. Gene Ontology annotation, cellular component: cytoplasm. Gene Ontology annotation, molecular function: oxidative RNA demethylase activity; ferrous iron binding; broad specificity oxidative DNA demethylase activity. Gene Ontology annotation, biological process: oxidative RNA demethylation. NCBI's taxonomy places the organism in Eukaryota, Viridiplantae, Streptophyta, Magnoliopsida, Cucurbitales, Cucurbitaceae. The record is from RefSeq and is a predicted model, not a curated record.
AGUUAUGAAACUUCAUGUGUCUGACUAGUCAAAACCCUAAGCGUGAUUACUCCUCCCCCGUCCAUCGCCAGAAUUCAGAAGCUCAACCUAACGCCCAUCGAGUAACUCACCGGCGGUAGCGGAUACCGGUGGAUAAAAUGUACGGAUCCGACAAAGGCACCGACGAUUUGGAGCGCACCGCUUUCAGAAUAGCAGAAAAGAAAUACAAGUUCUACUACGACGACACCUUUAAAUCUUCCAAAAAGAAAAAACUACCGAAACAAGUGGAUUUGUCGGAGGUUAUCGAUUUCAAGCGCAUUCUAGAAUGUUACAAUCACGAUGGCGCACUUCCGCUGGGCAUGAACGCGACUCAGUGCGAUCUCGAUGGGCCAGUUUUCUGCUUGGAGAAUCGUCCUGGAUUUUAUUUCAUUCCUGGAGCGUUAAGCUUAGAAGAGCAAUGCCAAUGGAUUAGGGAGAGUCUAACGAGUUUCCCGCAGCCUCCUAACAGAACCAAUCACAACGCUAUUUAUGGACCAAUUCAAGACCUGUUCAUUGCAGCAAAGGAAAAGAGAGUUUUAGUGGAAGCAAAUGAAAUCUCUGCUUUCAACGUUGAUUCCGACAUUGAACCUUCGGUUAGCACUGGAAAUACUCAUGGAUGGAAGUUUGUGGAGGAAAAUACUGUUUCAUCCAGAAGGACGACCUGCAAAUCAGUUCCAGCUUCUGUGUUACUUAGAAAGUUGCGUUGGAGCACCCUCGGCCUACAAUUUGAUUGGUCCAAGCGAAGCUAUGACAUAUCUCUGCUACAUAAUAAGAUGCCCUCUGCACUGUGUCAACUUGCCAAAAGAAUGGCGGCAGCUGCAAUGCCGGCUGGGGAAGAAUUCAAGCCUGAAGCUGCAAUAGUGAAUUAUUUUGCUUCGGGCGACAGUCUCGGGGGUCACCUAGAUGACAUGGAAGCAGACUGGAGCAAGCCAAUUGUUAGCAUGAGUUUGGGAUGCAAAGCUAUUUUCCUCUUGGGAGGCAAGUCGAGACAGGAUCCACCGGUAGCCAUGUUUCUUCGAAGUGGAGAUGUCGUGCUUAUGGCUGGAGAAGCGAGGGAAUGUUUUCAUGGUGUACCUCGGAUCUUCAUCGAUGUAGAAACUGACGAAACUUCUCUUCUUGAAAAGCAGUUUUCAAAUCAAGAUGAUUUGCAUUUUCUGGAAUACAUUAGAACUUCAAGAAUAAACAUCAACAUUAGACAGGUUUUCUGAUUGUUUGGACCUGUUAUCUUUUGAGCUUCGAGAUGGAUUUUGCACUGCUAGAAAAUUUUGCCAACAUCAUGAAGACUGGAGUUGCAAGGACAUAGACAGGUGAUUUAGUUUAUUCAUAAAGACGAUUGGAGAUGAGAUGAGCCAAUUCGAACCAAGAAGAGAGUUUUCUAAACUAAUUAGCAUUUUCCAGUUGAGCUAUCUCUUAUGAGGAAGGAUGAAAUUUGUAACUUCCGAGUUAGUUUAAGGCUUGUAGCCUCGUUGAUUUGCUGCCACAUUAUUUUACACAGAAGUAGAACUGUUGAAGGCAACUGAGAGGAAAAAAUAUAUAUGUGGAAGCUUUGGGGUUUGGGCAAACCACAAUGUCUUUUUUUUUUCCUACUGAAAAA